AUGUCCCGGCCUUCACCGCCAAACUACACCAACAGCUUCCGCGACCUGCGAGCCAACUUCGAAACUCGCAGCCAACCGACGAUAGCCACGGCCUACCGCUCCAUCUCCGCAGCAGCAGGGGACACGUCAGCUAAUACCGCCAUGUCUUCGCAGCAGCAACAGCAGUCGAGGCCGCAGUCUCUGCCCCCCGCUGCUACUCGUCGCGUGCCUUCGCUUGCCAAGUCGAUUGAUACGAUUCUUGAUACGCCUCCUGCUUCUCCGCCUCCGACGACGCCUACACUCAGUACGGCUACUAGUACGCGUCCGGCGGCCCCACCUCGUCUUCGCCCUUCCUGGAUCGGACCUCCCAAGCAGCCCUCCGCAGCCACCCCAGGCCCGCAACAAACGAUGAAGCAGAACGUCACGGUCGAGUACUCGGCCCCGGGUCUGCAGCCGCCCGUCUACAUCUGCACCAGUCUCAGUGAGCCACCGUGGGAAGCGAUCGAGAUGCACCGCGACCUGGCUCCCGCUCCUUGUCCUCCCGCAUCGACGAAAAGCGACCCUGCUUACACUUCUGGCGGAGGGUAUGUGUUUUCCAAGACCUUUUGCGUCGAGGAGGGCGAGUACCAGUACAAAUUCCGCCUUGGGGAGGGGGAUUGGUGGGUUUGCGAUGAGGGGAGGCCGAUGGUUGAUGAUGGGUGUGGGAAUAAGAAUAAUUUGUUGAUUGUCAAGGCGGAGGGGAUGCUUGUGUCGAAGGUGGAGACAGCUGCUGGGUCGACCAAGGGGCAGAUCGUGGGAAACGGGGUGCCCAAGGCUCCUGAUGUUGUCCCGCCUACGAACGCUCCAAAAGCCCCCGAGGUGGUUCCGUUACCCCAGCAAGUUCUACCGCCUGUCAUUGCUCUUACUUCUUCGACACAUGAUGUGCAGAAGCCUGGAACCGCAUCGGUGGCGAAACCGGAGGCGACUUCCACCACUGCGCCGGCCUCCACGCGUCAUGACUCGCCUGAGCUGGCGCCUCUGCUGAAGCAUGAGACGUUUCGACCUUUGGAAGGCGCCAUGGCUCAGCAGACACCAGAGACCGAGGCAAGCAAUCCACUCGAGGACGAUGAUGGAGAUCUCGGCGACCCACAUCCUGGACCUCUGCUCAGUCAUGAGACUUUCAAACCGCUUGCUCCCGACGAGUCGACUUCGGAUUCGGAGGAUGAUGACAGUGAUUCGAGCUCAUCAUCGGAAGACGAUGACGGGGAGGAUGAAGGAAAGGCAAGAGCUUCAUCGAAGACGUCCGAGGAGGCAGACGCUGCACCGCUUUUCCGUCACGAGACCAUGAUGAAGCCCCACGGCGUCCCGCCCAUCGUGAUCCCCACCAAAAACACGUCCACGGCUGUCAACAAUUCUGCAAUUCCACAAGAAGCAACUCACCACGACCUGCACCUGGAGAAGUUCCCCGUCCAUCACGCAGGUAUCAUCGACCAAAUUCUUGAAACGCGUCACCGACUUCCCGAAGACCAAUUCUCGGAGGAACACCUCUUCGGCUCGCCCACUUCGCAAGUCAUCUGCGAAUCGCCAAUCUCGCCCGCGACGCGUGUUCGAGCGACGACGGCGGAAGAAGUGCUGGAGAAGAUACGAGAGGCGGAGGAGGAAGAGUAUGAGAAGGAGCAAGAGGCAGGACAAGAGCUGGACCCUCUGAGACUGCAGGAGCCGGAAGACGCGGACUUCACGCCCAAGGUUGAGGUGGACAUGGUGGAGAAGAUUGAGAUUGAGGAGCACGUUGUGAUCGAAGUUGUGGAGCAACGCAAGGGUUUGGCGGAGGUGUUGCUCGAGAGGAUGGGGGGGAAGGGAAACGCGAUGUGA
Molecule: messenger RNA, 1830 nt
Organism: Neohortaea acidophila
Lineage: Eukaryota; Fungi; Ascomycota; Dothideomycetes; Mycosphaerellales; Teratosphaeriaceae
Exons: 1
Coding region: 1-1830 (609 amino acids)
Source: RefSeq, a predicted model, not a curated record